Molecule: messenger RNA, 2246 nt
Organism: Leptidea sinapis
Lineage: Eukaryota; Metazoa; Arthropoda; Insecta; Lepidoptera; Pieridae
Exons: 2
Coding region: 582-2207 (541 amino acids)
Source: RefSeq, a predicted model, not a curated record
CAGAUCCAGCCGUUCACAGAGCACUGGGUCCCCGACAAUAUUUUGUUAACAAAAGUAAGCCAUUAUUUAUAAUUUCAUCGUCAAACAUAUCCUAUCAUUUGUUUAUCGUUGCGUUGGGUUUUGUUAUUUUGAAUUCGACAAGUAUCUUUGGUAAUCUUAGCUGGGAAAAUUUCGCUAAGACAUUUUUUUUACGCUUUAACUUUGAAUGUUUAUACUUAAGUCCUUUGAAUAUAAUAUGUCCUUCACAAAUGGUAAAUAUCUCCCAGACUCGUUUGCGACGGAGCACAUUAUUUAUUGAUUGAUAGCAUUUAUCAACAGGAAUUUAUUUAUAAAUGAUUCUGUAAACAUACUUGAACUAAUAUUUGUCAUACAACAGUGUCUGCGAUACGCUUAAGUCGCGUUCUUACAUAAGCGAAUAAUGUUUCCCGUCCGCGAAACAAAAUCCGCCCGGGUCAUUGAUCUGCGAUUAAAUUGGCCAGAGCUGAUAAUUUUUUUCUCGAUGCAAAUUUCACAUCAUUCGUAAGUCGUGCCACUAUUUUGCAACUUGUGCUCCCGAGAAUGGGAUUAAAACAGCGGUGAUAAUGUGGUUUAAACUAGUUUUACUGAUGGUCAGCUGUGUCGACGGUGCAAGGAUUAACUUUACGAGCUGCAGUCAUGCGGAGUGGUUUUGCAAGAAUAAUGUACCCAGUGAUAUUGUGUACACAUGCUCAGCAGUAAGAAGCAAUGACUUCCUCGUCAAUUUGAAGGACUUCUACACAGACUUUAUAAUCAGUCUAACUAUACAGAACUGCCGCGAUAUACGCGUGGCUUUGGACUGUCCAUCGUUAGUUAAACCGUCUCGAUUACAACAGAUCAAGAUAAAAGAUUGCGACAGACUUGAAUUCAUAUCAUCAACUUCAGUCUUGCAGACACCGUCAGAAUUCAUCAUCGAAAAUGUCAGAGAAAUUGUCUCCUUUCCGAGGAACAUUUUUAAAUCUGCAACGAGUACUAAUGAAAAUAAAUGCAUUGGAUCGACUUUCAUGAGUAAACUACGCAUUUUUAAUAGUAAAAUAAACUGUAUCAAUACAAAAGCUAUAUCUAACGUUGCAGGUAUCAAGUAUAUUGAAUUCGAAAAUGUUACCAUAACUGAUAUUCAAACGCAGGGACUAGAAGCGAUCAUGGCCCAAGAUAAUUCAGUUUUCUCUAUAAUAAAUUGUAAAAUUGAAAAUUUGGAAUUUAAAGGAAUUACGAUACAGGCGUAUACAGUCAAAAUAUUGAAUAAUGUAUUCAACGAAAUAAGAGCUAACGGAAUUAAUAUUACAUCGGACCAUUUGUUUAUUGCUGAAAACGAAUUUAAUGAAAUUUAUACCAAUGGCCUGGUCAUAAAUUCUGUUAAUACUGAUAUUAUUAAAAAUUACAUUGGCACAAUGAAAACUAACGCACUUGAAAGCGUUAAGUGCUCCAAGAAGAGAUCCAGUCUGAAACAUAUAAAUUUUUCACAGAACACGAUUUCUAUAGUUGAACCGUAUUCCCUGAUAUUCGAUCACAUUAGCUGCAAAACUGCAGGUGCUCAAAUAACAAUUCGGGCGAACAGAAUAGAUUGCAAAUGUCGGAAUAUAUCAUUCCUUAACUGUCAAGGACGCAGCAACGAAUUGAACGUUAUUAUUUUGAACGUAGCCAAUAACAACACAUGUUACAACGCGCCUUGUGUUCUCCCUGUUGAGAUCGUAAAGUUAUUGCAAGGAAAUGAUAUGUGCCACUUGAACCUUGACCCUCGAGUGAUGUGUUUGUUGUAUUACGAUAAGAAAUCCAAUAAUACCAAUGUGGAAGUAACAACAGAUGAAGACUUCACUGAACCCGCACCUACUUUCUAUUUAAUAAGGCAGGCUAACCCUCUCAAAGGGGACACGAGUGCUGCGAUGACAGCAAUUGAUAAGGAUGAUCUAAUAAGAGAUAGUCAUCUCAAUAUGACAAACAGAACUACUAUUAAAGUUGUAUUUGACUCGUCUAAGGAUUUCGUUGAAACGCUUCGAAGUACGGGGCGUUCGCAAUCGAGACCAGUUGAGAAUAAGGCGCAUCAAAGGGAAGAGUAUGUCAAUAACUGUAUUGGGAGCCAUUGCAGGAACAAUGCUGCUUACGACAAGCAGAAGGCGUUAGAUUUUUAUAAAUAUGUAUACGCGCAGCUACGCACGCCCCGUCAAAACGAUAAUAACAAAAGCAGUAUUUAAUCUGUUAUCAUUGUUGUUGAAUAAAUGCUUUUACAUGUU